AUGCAGCAGCCACGGAGACGGCAGCAGCAGCUGCUGGAGUUGCAGCAGCCACAGUCGCAGGAGGAGCAGCAGCCGUUCCUCGAGCAGCAACAGCAGGAGCCACCACUAGAGGAGCAGCAACACCAGCAACACAAACACCUCCUAGAUCAGCAACUGCAAGAGAAGCAGCAGAAGCAAUUACAAGACCACCACCAGCAGCAACAACAGGUGCAGCAGCGGGAACAACUACAACAGCAGCAACAGCAGCAGCACGUGCAGUCUCUGGAGCCUCGUCAUCCACCUGCCAGACAACAAGCAGAACCCCAUGAGCAGCUACAGCAUAUUGUGGGCCGGUUGCACAGGGAAAGCAUCCUAGAGGAGCAAGUGGAGCAACAGAAACUGCUCCUGGAGCAACAACAUGAGCAGCAACAGAUGUUGCUUCAUCAACAGCUACAACAGUUUCAACGUCUUGAACAGCAGGGAUUGAGCCUGGUAGAGCAUCAGCAGUUGGCCAGACGCCACUACAUAGAGCAGCAAACGCUGCUGCAGGAGCAGGAGCAGCAGAUGCGUCGACUGCAGUCCUAUCAACACGAGCAGGUGCAACAACAUGAGCAUCGUCAGCUGCAGCAGCAGCUGCUACGACAUCGUUCUUUCUGUGAGAAGCUUGGAACAGCAGGUUCCCGGCUGCAGCCUUCGGGAGGUCGUGGGGGUAGCCGCCGAAGCUCUAGCGAACUGCCAUGCGGCCUUGUUGCAGUGGGAACAACAGCUGCCGUAGCAGGAGGUGCUGCUGCUGUUACACAAACUCCUGCUAAAGCAGCGACAACCACUGCUAGGGCUUCCGACGCCACAGCACCCACUGCUACGGCAACAGCAAAAUCAACGGACACGGAGAGAACGAGAUUUCCCGCUGCAGCGGCCCAGCUGAUGAGGGGCUGCCUCUCCAAACAACUGUGUGGACCCCAGUUUUCAGAAUUGGCGCUGCUGCCUCGAUUAUUUCAUAUCCUAGCGCACCCCAGAAAAAUUAGAAGCAGCAGCAACAACAACAAUAAUGACUGGGUGACAGGCGAGAGCAACAACAGCACCGGCAGCGUCAGCAAUCACAGCACUGGCAGCAGAGAACUAUAUAUUCAGGCAGCGGAGGUGUUUGCUCGGGAGUUGCUGCGCCGCAGUGUGUUGCGCGACCCCAUUUCCGCCAUGAAGGCACUCAUAGUGGCGCAUAGGCUUUUGGCACAGGUUCCCGUCGAUGCCUUCCUUGGGUCCUCUCUACAAAAACUCCCCGGGCAAAUCCUCCGCAUUUGGUCGGCAACGGCAUUGCAUCCUGCAGCAGCAGCAGCAGCAGACGGGAACGUGGGUACAGCUUCCGCACGACCUGCGAUAGCGACGGCCAAAGCAGCAGCAGCAGCCGCAUCUACCGCUGAGGGUGCUGUUUGUGCGUGUGCUGAUUUCUUCGCGGAGAAACUGCGGCUUCAUCUGCAGCUGGUAGACUGCUGCACAGGGACUUGGUCGGUAUCUCGAUUUCUGCGCGCAAAUGGUGUGUCUCUCGAGACACUUGUGGCUUUUGAAGAGGAAGGUGUCGUCGCUCUGAAUGCAUCUGUUUCUUUGCAGUUGGUUAGUAUGCUACACCGCGCAUGCACUCUAUGUUUACUGCUGCUGCAGCAGAGGGGCACGAGCCUCUUUGCUGUGAGCAGCAUUUACUUGGUGCUCCUUGUCGAUGACAUUUGGGGAGUAGCUGCGCUGCUGCUCCGGCUGUUGCACGCACUGCUGCAGCGUUGUAUGCGCCCAGCAGUGGCUGCAAGUGGGGGCGCGGCAUUGGUGGCAAUUCUAGUUUCUCUUGCCAAUCCGCUAAAGGACGCCCUUAAGGAUAUGCAAUUAGCUGCAGAGAAGUGUGCUGCUGCAGCGAACUGCUGCUCGCUGUUGCAGCGCAUGCGCCCCCCACCACCUGAGACGCUGCUGCUUCUUGACGACUUGAAGAAGCAGCACCAACAGCAGCAACAGUCCUCGCGGCUGCUGCUGCCGCGGACUCAGCUGCUGCCGUACAGGCCUUCUUCUGCCGCACGGCGGUCUAUGCAGGCUGUCGCGCAGCUGCCAUUGCCAGCUGACCUGGAGGCCGUUGCUGCUGCUGCGUCGGCAGCGGGGAGAGAAGCGGCAGCAGCAGCAGCAACUGCAGACGGCAGGUGGAUUGAAUUUCUCAACAUUGAGGAGGUGUAUUGGCUGGUCAAGGGAACCUCGAAAGAAAUGGAACUGGUGCUGCAGGAGCAUCCCAGGUGCCAUCGCAGCAGAAGUGCUCGCAGCACCAGCAGCAGCAAUAGCAACAGCCCCAGUGGCCACAGAGUGGGUGUCAGCACCUGCCAGAGAACUGAACGCGAGCAACAAGAAUGUUGCCAGUGGCAAGGCCUAGCACCACAUCCUGCAAGUGAGGAGGCAGAGACUGCUAGAGCAGCAGUGCCUGCUGCUAUGGUUCCUGCAGAAUCUCGCCAUUUGUGUUUCAGCACCCAGUGCAGUAAAAGCUCACCUGCAGAAGGAGGGUCAGAUAAGACAGGCCUUCAAAACCACAAGCAGCACGCAGAAGACCAGCAACGGCAUGCACAGCAUCCGCUAUAUCAACAGCAGCAGGACAGGGAGAUCGCUGUAGGCUCGAUUGGAGGAGACUCUAGGGCGGCAGCAGGUGAUGCCGAAGUGGCAUUCGCCCCUCCGGAAGUUACACUAGUUGCCACUCGUGGUGACCCAAUUAGUGGUACUUCCGCUGCGCCUCCUGCACUAGCGGCACCAGCAGCUGCAUCUGCUGAUGCUGUCCAGGGUUCCCCAGCCGUUGCCUCCUUUGAUGCUGAAUUGCGGUCCCUUACUUGGGGGGUUCAUUCUCUGCAGCAUACAAUUCAGCAAAGAACGCAGCAACAGAAUGUUCUGCACCCGCAGGAGUGCCAGCAGGAGUAUUGCACGCAGCAUUACAUAAAACAGUAUGAGCUGCAACAGCAGCAAUGCCUGCAGCAGCAGCUGACGCAGCGGCAAUCAAUCCAGCAGCAGGAAUACCAACUACCACAGGAUCAGCAGCAGCAGCAGCACGUCGGUGUGGCACUGCAGCUACAACAGCUGCAACAAACAGGAACGCCGGUAGAGCAUUCGCAAUCGAGGCACCAGCAGCAGCAGCAACGGAAGCAGCAUUGGCUGCACAGCAGCGCAGUCGACACGUUGGGUCCUCCCGUUUGUCAGUCUGAGUUCCCACAGCAGGUAGCUUUGCAGCAGCAGCACCAGCAACUGCAACAGUUGCAGCAACAGCAGCCCCUUUUGCAGCACCCGGAUAUGCUUCAGCAGGCGCAGGUGCAGCAGCUUUGCCAGCAGCCUGUAAGUCAGCAAGAACUUCAACUGCAGCACCUGCAGCAGUACCAGUUGCAGCAACAGCUUCUGCUUCACCAGCAGACGCAGCCGUCAUUGCUACAGCAUCAAUCAUACUAUCUACAGGAGAACCAGCAGCUCUGCACGCAACCCCAGUAUCAGCAGCAGCAGUUCCCGCACCAGCUGCAGCACCUACUGCAGCUACAGCGGCAGCAGCAACAGCUACAGCAACAGCAGAUGCAGCAACAGCGGCUGCAGCAGCAGCUACACCAGCACCACCACAACCAGCUGCUGCAGCAGCAGCAGCAGCUGCAGCAGCAGCAGUUACAGCAGCAGCAGCUGCAGCAGCAGCAGUUACAGCAGCUGCAGCAGCAGCAGCAGCAGCAGCAGCAGCAGCAGCUGCAGCAGCAGCAGCUGCAGCAGCAGUUACAGAAGCAACAUCACCACCAGCUGGUACAGACUUCAGUUUGGCGCGGCAUGGUGGAAGGGCCGAGCUGGUCUGCGACGCCGCCCUCAGCAGCAGCAGCAGUACCAGCAGCAGCAGCACCUGGUGGGGCAAUAGCACUGGGAUGCGACUGUGUGGCUUGCCGCUGCAGCAUUGGCCGCAGCAGCUGCUGCUUGAGGGGUUUGAAGGCCAGGCUGGAGGCUCUUAAUCUUGGUGUAGACCCUAGGGAACUGAAGAUAAACUAUAGGAUCGGAAGUGGCGCUUCAGGGACAGUUCUGAAGGCAGCAUGGAGAGGCUGCGAUGUGGCAGUGAAGGUGCUACCGAUGGUGCAGCAGCACCUGUUGCAGCAGGAGCAGCAGCAAGGGCGGAGAGCGUCUGCUGCCGCUGCUGUGGCAGCUGCAGCAGCAGCUCGAGAGCUACAAAUUAUGAAGCGGCUCAGGUGCCCGAACCUCGUACUGCUAAUGGGAGCGUGCGCUCUGGAUGCCGACGGUGUGUGCAGCAGCAACGGUAGCAUUGAUGAAAGCAGCAGAAACAGCAGCAGCAGCCCCCUCAGUUCGAACAGUGCUGCCGAGCUGCUGGCAGCCAGCGGCUGUUGUGGUCCGGGUCUCGCUGUGGUGAUGGAGUUGUGUGCUGGGGGGAGUUUGUUUGGUUUGCUGCACGGGAAGCCAGAGGAUGCUCUUGCUGCUGUUGCUGUUGCUCCUUCUGAUGCCCCUGCAACUGCUGAGGCGGUGGAACUUUCCUUUUUUCCAGAGGGUACAGCUGCGAUUGGGAUGGCUGUUCCAUCGUGUGAUGCUGGCGCUUUUACAUCUGCGUCUGCUGUGGAGUCUAAGGCGCCGUUUCAAGACUCGCCGAUAGUCCCCCGAUGCGGCACCCUCGGCGGUACAACAGGCGCAGCAGCAGGUACCGCCCGAAAAACGGAGGCAAAAGAUACAAAGGCAAUCAUCUCGACAGCUACAGCAACGUAUGACGCCUCUGACUGCCGAAAACAACAAGAAUAUCAGCAGAAGCGCCGGCAUCAACAGGAGCAGGUGCAAGAGCCACAGCCGCUGCCGCAGCCCCCGCCCCAACUGCCUUCGCAGCAGCUACCUCCGCAGCAUCAGCAGCAGCCGCAGCAUCCUCACGAGCAGCGGCGUCGCUUGACUUGGGAGCAGAAGCUGAAGGUCGCGCUUGACGUAGCUCGGGGUUGUGCCUACCUGCAUGCAUCGCAGCCCCCAGUUGUUCAUCGGGACCUAAAAAGCCUCAACAUUUUGCUGGUCGAGAGAAUCACCAGCGACAAACAGAUGCCGGUCGCAAAGGUAGAAACAACCAGCAAGACAACUGCAACUAUGCUGCAGCCUUAA
Messenger RNA from Eimeria maxima, 5094 nucleotides. Its product is annotated as Tyrosine kinase-like (TKL) protein, putative. The record is from RefSeq and is a predicted model, not a curated record. Gene Ontology annotation, cellular component: nucleus. The coding region runs from base 1 to 5094 and encodes 1697 amino acids. Gene Ontology annotation, molecular function: protein tyrosine kinase activity; ATP binding. The transcript has 6 exons. Gene Ontology annotation, biological process: protein phosphorylation. Lineage: Eukaryota; Apicomplexa; Conoidasida; Eucoccidiorida; Eimeriidae.